AGCUGCUAGACGGAGCAUUUUGACGCGCUGAGAGGAGGACAGAGCGUCACAUCUCUCCAAACGCCCAUCAAACUUUCAGCACAGCUUGUAGAGAGGACUCAGUCCUCUGAAAGAGGCCUGAAACGAGGAGGACACGCUGGAUUCGGAGGACACGGCUGGACAGCGAUGGAGACACUUCGGAUGAUGACUUUUGAUACAGUUUGACCCUCCGUUUAAUCCCCUUGAAAACACAGUGUUUCAGUUUUCUUGUCCGUUUUGCGACAGAGCGAGGGAUGGAGCAAGCACCAAGCGCGCCGAGCCCUCCUCCAAAACCGGCCCACCACGAGCCCAUCAGCUUCGGCAUCGACCAGAUUCUGGGAGCCGGUACGGAGCCAGAAAACGGACGCACGGCUGGAAGGCAAAGUGGAUCCGAUUUAAGCAACGGGGACGGCUAUUACAGUCUGGGAAGCCCGACUGGGGCCAGUGCGCCUUCAUACACCGCGCUGUCUAUCUCCCUCUCCGGUAUAAUGCCUCCGGUGGAGGCUUCAGGUUCUUACGGAGAGAGCAGGAGUCUGGGAAGCCGGGGAGUGAUUCGAGUUCCUGCCCACAGACCCAUGACAGCCCCGGGACCCCCGACCCCCGUUCAGAGCGCUGUUCCCGGGUUUGGAGGACUGUGCUUCCCCUGGAUAGGAAACAGGUUCGCUAAGGACAGAAUAUCAGCCGCUCUGGUGCCAUUCGCUGUGACGCGGCGGAUAGGACACCCGUACCAGAACCGGACACCUCCCAAACGGAAAAAGCCCCGCACCUCCUUCUCCAGGGUUCAGAUCUGCGAGCUGGAGAAACGCUUCCACCGGCAGAAGUACCUGGCCAGUGCCGAGCGGGCGGCUUUGGCUAAAAGUCUGAAGAUGACAGACGCACAGGUCAAAACCUGGUUUCAGAACCGCAGGACAAAGUGGAGGAGACAGACGGCCGAGGAGAGGGAGGCGGAGCGUCAGCAGGCCAAUCGCCUCAUCCUGCAGCUGCAGCAGUCCGCCCUCCAGAAGUCUCUCGGCGAAUCAGCGGUCUCGGAUCCACUGUGCGCCCAUAACUCCUCCCUGUACGCGCUGCAGAACCUCCAACCCUGGGCCGAGGAGAGGGAGUAAGAGGCCAGGCACCGGGCGGUGAUCGCUGAGCGUCCUCUAUUAUCCCUGGGAGGAUAAAUAAAUUAAAUUAAGUCUACAUGAGGACAGUGGGACUCACUUUGGUCUUUGCUGUGGAGGAAAAAAAAAAGUGCACAUAAACUAAAAGAAUGGAUCACCCCCAUUUUGAGUGGAUAGUGAUGAAAGUGGACCUGAAACGAUGGUGAGUGGUGCCAUCACAAACUUUGUUGGACUAAAUUUUGCAACCUGGGACCAGCAGGACUUUUCAAAUUCAAAAAGGGAGCUGGAAAAGACUUGUCAUUGAAAUUUCUCGUCGCCCUGUGAUCAUCCUCCUCAUGCUUAACUAAUUCUGUCUGUUAGAACAAGAGGAGAAAGGAAUGCACCACAGAGACAUGAAAGAAGUAAUUAUUGCCACACAGUGGGCGCAAGACUCAUUGUGUUGUGAAUGUUUUUGUUUUUCAUUUUCCUCUCCUCAUUCUGAGACACGCUGUUCUGAUUGGUUACAGGUGGCUGCUUUUUAAGGGAAACAACAACAGGUAAAUAAAGGCGAGGCCUACACUUCAGUGGUACAUAGUACUUGCAUUAAAAUGUUUAUGAGAUUUCAGUAAAUCUCCUGCUCCGUUUUAUCAAAAAUGUCUUCACAAUAUUGCAGAUAAAAGCUGUUUUUUUUUGUUUUUUUUUUUAUCUUUUAUUUUAUGUUGUGGCGCUUAAACCUUCAGAUCCCAUUUCUAAAUGUAUUCACUCCGACCACAAUGCGCCACCACAAUCACCUGCACUUACACAGGUGUGGUGAACCAGCAAAAUGAUGCCCAAAUUGUUCCAUUAUGGGGGUGUGUGUGUGUGUAUGCUGCUGUGAAGAGCAAUAAAGGGAAAACUAGACACCAGGAUUAGUGGGGAGAAGCAGAGGAAAUAUGAAACGGGCUGUAAGUCGGGUAAUAAAGGGAGUGAUGCAUGUUCAGUGAUGGUGGUGAAGUUUUUUCAUAUGCACAUUACCGCGCUCAUAUUUGCGGGCCGUAUCCUUUGGGAUCGAGACACAAACCUUCGCUGUAUAUGUGUAAAUAACAGCAUAAAAAUGUUCUUGUGACUCUUUUGCUCAUGCUCUUUAUGGUGCGCCCGAAAAAAAGUUUUGACACAUUAAAAAUGAGAAACAAGCGGAGCGACACGGUUGGAAGAAAAAACAACAAACAAACAAAGCAGACGCGAGUUCAUUUUGUUUCCUGAAAAGUUUAUUGAUAAAUAUAAUGAUUUUAUACAAUAUCUCAACACACACAUUAUUUCAUUCUGACCAUUGUGAGCGUCUGUCUGUGUGCCUGUGGAUCUGUCCGUCUUCCUGUCUGUCAGUCUGUCUGGAAGUGUGCCUGGGUACAUUUGAGACGAGCAGCGACGCGUCUCUGCAGGAAUAUUUGUUACAUCGCUGGUAGCACAGUGAGUGGGCGUGACAGUAAAUCAUUCAGAAGUGUGUAUUUUUGCCCUGCUUUAUCUCCAAAACGAUGGCUCUUGUUUGAAACAUGGCUUCCGUUUCCUCCAGAAUCAGUGAAAAGGUCUUUGCUCUCGUCCGUAUAUCCCGUCCUCCUCCCAGUGUGUCUCCCUCACAGUGAAAAGUUGGUCAGUCUGAGUCGACUUUUUUUUUUUUUUUUUUU
Messenger RNA from Mugil cephalus (flathead mullet), 2758 nucleotides. RefSeq names its product T-cell leukemia homeobox protein 3-like. Gene Ontology annotation, cellular component: nucleus. Gene Ontology annotation, molecular function: RNA polymerase II cis-regulatory region sequence-specific DNA binding; DNA-binding transcription factor activity, RNA polymerase II-specific. The transcript is spliced from 3 exons. The coding region runs from base 273 to 1121 and encodes 282 amino acids. The record is from RefSeq and is a predicted model, not a curated record. NCBI's taxonomy places the organism in Eukaryota, Metazoa, Chordata, Actinopteri, Mugiliformes, Mugilidae. Gene Ontology annotation, biological process: regulation of transcription by RNA polymerase II; animal organ development.